Messenger RNA from Pocillopora damicornis (cauliflower coral), 1111 nucleotides. RefSeq lists its product as uncharacterized. Gene Ontology annotation, biological process: nucleoside metabolic process. NCBI's taxonomy places the organism in Eukaryota, Metazoa, Cnidaria, Anthozoa, Scleractinia, Pocilloporidae. Gene Ontology annotation, molecular function: catalytic activity. The record is from RefSeq and is a predicted model, not a curated record.
UUAGAGCUUAUCUCGCAUAGCUAUAUUUGGUGUUCGGCCGAGAAGAGGCAGGAUCUCUGUUCGAUGUUUCCCUCUUACACUGGAGAUGUUUUGUUACUUGAUUCUAACCAGCUGAACAUUACUGCUAAUAGACACGUGCUGAAAUCUGCCGUGAUACCCAACUUCAUUUUUUUCAAACACAAGAAAGAGGAUUCCGAGAAAAACUAUCGAGACUUAAUCACUUUAGCGGAGGACACAGGUGCUGUUUUUUUGAGCUGUUCGGGUGAAAAAAAAGCCGCAGAUUUUCUAAAGAAGUGCCCACGUCGUCCUUUGAAAGAGUUCCUCUUGAAGAGAGAGAGAAAAAUUAUCCUUUAUGUUUAUCAAAUAUGGAAAGAAGAUUUUGACACCUUUCCGACUGAAAUGCUGCGAGAGCUCAUUUCAUCAACAACAGAGUCUACUCUGGUGAAGCGCAUCGGUGAUCCGUUGAAUGAACAAGACAACGAAACAGCUUCGUGUUUGACUAAAAACACUAAUCGUAUCACUGAUCCGACUCCAAACAGCCUUUCCUGUGUGAGGAACAUUAAUAUUGCCAACUUAGAAAGGCAAGAGAUGAAGGUACUGGCUGAUUGCUUACCAGUUUGCACUUCUCUGCGGUGUUUAUUUAUUGCUGGUAAACCGUGUGAAACCAUUGAUGCUCAGUUGGCAGAGACCCUGGUGUCUCAUAUCAUCUUCACUGACAGACUCGUGAGAUUAAAACUUGAAAAUAUCAAUUUAACAGCAAAACCUGCCGCAGCCAUCGCCAGAUCUCUGCACCAGGCUCCUAGCCUGUGCUAUCUCAACUUGUCACAUAACCCUCUUGGUGAAGGAGUAAGUGUUCUCACUCGACAUCUUUGCUGUGUUCCUCACCUGGUGGCGCUGUCGCUUGAUGAUGUUACAAUGACAAAGCAACAGGUGAUAGAUUUGAGUGCAGCUUUACGUCAGAGUAACAUCCCCUGGUUGCGGACACAAUACCACGAAAAGCUUGACUUCAAUGGAAAUGUGGUGUUUUUCUGGACACUCUGAGAAAAACUUUUGAUACCCGAGUAUUCCCCUAGAAAGAGCUUAAUGAAAAGUGUUUGGAAGUUUUUUUAGA